GCGCGCUGUCUGAACGUGAAGCUAGAGCAGUGCAGUUGCUAACAUUUUUGGUGAAAACUUUGAUUAUCGGCAUUUACAAGAGGAGCAACCAGGUAAUUCAUCUAUAGCCCUUACAAACAUUAUUUCUGGAAUGGAUGGCAUAGUGAUGGAGGAGGAGGAUGAUUGCCCAGAGUUGGUGCCCAUUGAUACCCAGCCUGGUCCUCCUGCAGAGCAGAUACCUGUCACCAUCAUCACAGGCUACCUUGGUGCUGGAAAGACCACACUCCUGAACUACAUAUUAACAGAACAACACAACAAGCGGAUUGCUGUCAUACUCAAUGAAUUUGGAGAGGGCAGUGCUCUGGAGAAGUCCCUUGCAGUGAGCCAGGCAGGAGAGCUGUAUGAGGAGUGGCUGGAACUGAGGAAUGGCUGCCUCUGCUGCUCUGUAAAGGACAAUGGUCUUAAAGCUAUUGAGAACCUGAUGGAGAAGAAAGGAAAGUUUGACUACAUCCUGCUAGAAACCACAGGACUUGCUGAUCCAGGAGCUGUGGCCUCCAUGUUCUGGGUUGAUGCAGAGCUUGGCAGUGACAUCUAUUUGGAUGGCAUCGUCACUGUCAUUGAUGCCAAAUAUGGGCUACAGCAACUAACCGAGGAAAAGGCAGAUGGACUCAUCAAUGAAGCAGUCAGACAGAUUGCUCUCGCUGACCUGACCAUUAUCAACAAGACAGACCUGGUGAAUGAGGAGGAACUGAACCAAGUCAGAGACACUGUCAGGUCGAUAAAUGGUCUUGUCAAGAUUCUAGAAAGCCAGAGAUCACAGGUGGAUCUCUCUGAAGUCCUGGAUCUGCAUUCCUUUGACAGCAAGGAUGGAGCCAAUCUAGCAGAGAAACUCCAGCUUGUGAAACCUACAAGGCCUCAUCUCGACAAGAGUAUUUUAACUGUGACGUUUGAAGUGGCUGGAAAUCUCUCUGAGGACGCCUUGAAUGUUUUCAUACAGGAUCUCCUAUGGGAAAAGAUGUUCAAAAACAAAGAAGGGCAACCCAUGACAGUCAUCCGGUUAAAGGGCAUAGUAUCAUUUGCAGGAAACGCCCACCAAGUGAUGCUGCAGGGGGUCCACGAGCUGUACGAGCUGAAUGAGACUCCACAGCUUUGGGAGGAGAACCUGCGGAUCAACCGACUGGUCUUCAUAGGCAGGAACCUGGAAAAGUCCGUUCUGCAGGAACAGUUCAUUUCUGUAGUUAUGCAGGGGGCAGAGGGAAACUAGCGAGAAGCUCAUCUCUCCGCUUCACAUCCAAAAGUGUUGAUUCUGGAGCAGAAGUUUUGGCUUUGGCCAUCCAUAAAUCGGGGACUGUGUUUCAGAUGUUGAUUCCUUUCCUUCAUGAGGAUGAGGUAUGUCUGAGGAUGGCUAAAGUUACUGUAGCAAUCAUGACAGUAAAUUUAAAUUGUGAUAAUCCAUCACAACCAGCUUUAAAUGCUAUGGUAUAUCACAGGAAGUGUGUUUAUGUUGCUGUAGUGCCUGAGCUAAAUGCUGUUAAUUGCUUCUCUCCCUGGAAACUUUCCAAACAUGACCUCUAUAAAUAACCCCGAAAAAAAAAAUUUAAAUGUGCACACACACAAAGAUACCACAGAAAAGUUUUAUAAAGACGGCUUUGUAAAAUCUGCAAUUUUUGAAGGUGGGGACAAAUAGUGUUAGAGGUUGCAAAGAGGUGCACAUACUUUAUCAAGUCUGGUACAAGACUGUACUUUGUAAAUGAAGCA
Molecule: messenger RNA, 1737 nt
Organism: Seriola dumerili (greater amberjack)
Lineage: Eukaryota; Metazoa; Chordata; Actinopteri; Carangiformes; Carangidae
Gene: zng1a
Product: COBW domain-containing protein 1-like
Exons: 16
Coding region: 131-1243 (370 amino acids)
Cellular component (GO): cytoplasm
Source: RefSeq, a predicted model, not a curated record